Messenger RNA from Salarias fasciatus (jewelled blenny), 4528 nucleotides. It is a transcript of the gene disp3, whose product is annotated as dispatched RND transporter family member 3. Lineage: Eukaryota; Metazoa; Chordata; Actinopteri; Blenniiformes; Blenniidae. The coding region runs from base 421 to 4467 and encodes 1348 amino acids. The transcript has 22 exons. The record is from RefSeq and is a predicted model, not a curated record. Gene Ontology annotation, cellular component: cytoplasm.
CGUGACAACUGCAUCGUUUAGGUCACUCGCAAGCAGCCGGAUGAAGAACGAAUCCCUCUAUCUGACAUCUGCCCCGGGGUUUGAAACCCCCCUCAGAUGCUCAGCCCGCCUCCCGUACAGUCGAGCGGCUGCCUGAGCAGCAUUUCCCUCCUUGUGUUCGGUGUAGUGUUGAGCCCGUCAGCAGAGCAGCCUGAACAAAGCCAUGGGAGAGAGGGAGAGAGAGAGGGAGAGGGAGGGAGGGAGAGAGAGAGAGAGAGAGAGGGGAGAGCUUCUGGGAAGAAAUGCCUCUCACUGACUCUGUCGCCUCGACAACCGGUGCGUGGAGCAGAUGAGAUUGCAGAGUACAAGUUGAGCACAUUAUAAGUGGACCGAGCAGGCCUGAGCUCUCCACCUGAGCUUCUCCUUCCAGCAGGUGCCAGCAUGGACGUGGAGGACGAGCCGCUGCUGUUUCAGACCAGCUGGGUAGGUGAGGAGGAGGAGGAGGAGGAGGAGCAGGAGGAAGGUGAUGGAGUAGCACAUGUGGCAGGACAGAGCUGCUUCUCUGGGGACGCUGGAGUCUGUGGACUGUGGAGGGCAGUGGGGUGGGUCUACACUCAGCCUUGGGCCAGUGGAGGGAUCCUGGGAGUUGCCAUCCUGCUGCCAUGUGCCCUGUUUGCCUACAUGCUGCUCUACUGCCCUCCUCUGGACAUAGACCUCUCCUACAGUGCCUUCGAGGUUCACAGUCACUUCUCUGCUGAGCGCUUUGAUGCCCUCACCAUUGCUGUGAAGACUCAGCUGGGGUCCUGGGACAGACGUAGGCGAGACCUAGAUAACAUUCAGUCUGAGGCUCUGAGGGAGCUUCUGCUGGAGAAGCUGGGCGAGCAGGGAGCGCUCAACAGGACAGAUAAUGAGGGCACAAGUUCCUCCGCUCCUCGAAAUGAACCUUCACAAGCUGGAGAUGAUCAGAAGAGAGGAGCUGCAGCGAGCACAGAUGAAAAGACGCUGCCUGAUGUGGGUCAGGAGGAAACGGGAAAGCACAAGAGCUCAAGUGCCAGAGCAGAGGAGGAAGAAGAGAGAUUACCAAGUGCAAAUUCCACAUUUUCUCUAAUUAGGAGGCGCAGGUUUGCUCCCAAUUACUACUUGCAGAGCCAGGCCCGGUGGAGGAUAGAGCUGGUGUUUGUAGCUCAGGGGCGAGGCGAUCGCAACAUCUUCACUCCGGAGCGCCUGCAGACCAUUCAUCACGUGGAGCAUCUGCUCAUGCAGCACCCACAGUUCCAUCAGUUCUGCUGGAAGCCCAUGGAGGUGCUGAGGGACCUGCCGCUGGGGCCGUCCUACUGUUCCCCUCCCAGCUCCCUCCUGUCCUACCUCUACCCCAGCGAAAGAGGGGGCAAAAUCUACUACGAUGGCAUGGGACCAGAUCUGGCUGAUAUUCAAGGCUCUCUGAAUCUGGCCAUCACCCAUCCUCAGUUCUACUGGUAUGUGGAUGAGAGUCUGUCCCCGGAGCAUCUCUCCUCCUCUCUCCUGCGCAGCGAGAUCCACUUCGGAGCUCCUCUGCCGUCUUACUACUCCCUGCAGGACCGAGCGGACGAGCAGAGAGCCCGCUUCAAAAACUUUGUGGUUCAGUACGCAGACAUCCUGGCCAAGCAGUCCACCAGCCAGGUGAAGGUGCUGUAUGGAGGAACUGAGCUGUUUGACGAUGAAGUGAGACACACCUUUCACAAUGACAUGAUGCUGGCUGUCAUCAGCGGAGCCUGCAUCACUGCUCUGGUCUACGUCCUGACAUCCUUCUCUGUUUUUCUCACUUUCUUUGGGCUUGCCAGCAUUGGUUUGAGCUGUCUGAUGGCCCUUUUUCUCUACCAUGUUGUCUUUGGUGUGAGGUACCUGGGUAUCCUCAACGGAGUGGCUGCUUUUGUUAUCAUCGGUAUUGGGGUGGACGAUGUUUUCGUCUUCAUCAGCACCUUCAGGCAGGCCUCUCACAUGCGGCAGCCGCAGCAGCGAAUGAUUUACACCAUGAAAACAGCUGGCCGGGCCACCUUCCUCACCUCCUUCACCACCGCAGCCGCCUACGCCGCGAACACCUUCUCCCAGAUCCCGGCGGUGCAUGACUUCGGCCUGUUCAUGGCCCUCAUCGUCAGCUGCUGCUGGUUCUCGGUGUCUGCCCUGAUGCCGGCCGCCCUGUGCAUCUGGACUCAGUUCGUGGAGCCCCAUGAGCACGCCUGGUUGAAUUGCUGGAAGUUGUUCCCGGGCCUGUCAGCGAGCCACAGCCCUUUAUCGGAUGAGGACGAUGAUGUGGCUCUUCUGUCGGUGGAGAUGGAGCCAGGCUCCGGUGACUCAGACAGCGACGCAGCCAUUCUGUCCCUGUCGGUGGAGACGGCCCUGUCCCCCCCGGGACAGCAGCACGUCGGGGUGGUGAGCACCACUCUCCAGUGGACUCUGAAGCACUUAGUGGCGGAGCCCGCCGUGGAGCACCGAAAAGCAGUUUUAGGUGUCUUCCUCCUGGUGCUGCUCCUGUCUGCCGGCUGCUGCUGCCUGCUGAGGCCGGCCACGCACGCCCCGCUCCUGUUUCGAAGAGACACAAACCUCCAGACCCUCCUGGCUCUGAGGAGCAACCUGAGCGGCCAGGGCAUCUCCUGCCCCAUGUGCUCAGGUGUGUUCAUGGAAAAACCCCACCCGCUGUACACCCACACGUCCUCGUCAGCGUUCAGGUUUUCUGCACAUCAGCAGAACCCGAGCACGACCGCCUCCACCGCCGCCCAGAGCCCGGCGAGGCCGAGCGGCAACCAAACAGGCCCUUUGCUGACAGUUUACAUAUCAAAGUUGGACCUCGAAGGCUCAACAACGCUUUACCGUUUCUCCCUUAACACCAGCAUCCCGUCGCCGUGGAAACCGUGCAGCUCCGAGCACAAUCAAGUGUCAUCAUUUCAGGCUUUUAAUCAGCCCCACAGCAACUACAGCAGCAGAAUGACAGUGUGUACUUCCCGUGUGUACCACCCGUACCCCAGUUGGAUGCUCACGUCCGCCUCGUGCGAUCCCCGACAUGGCUGGACGCCAGACUUUUCCUUUUAUGUGGCAGCAUCUCCACAGCUGCACAGCAGGAAACUGUACUUUGCACAGCGCCGCCUGAGGCCUCAUCCGAGCCGGGUGUGUGUCGGCCCGCCCGGCUGCGGCGUCAGCUCGGGGCCUGACGGGCCUGCACGGGGAACCUUUUACGCUCCUCUUCCCGGCGAUCCCUCAUCUGCUGCCAAAGCGAAACCAUCCAAGACGUCUGGCUUCAACCCAUGCAGCGGCGGUGUGUGUGGCCACCCUGCAGUGCGACCUCUGGUCGACACUGGGGCCAUGGUUUUUGUCGUGUUUGGGAUCCUGGGGGUCAACAGAACUGAACACAGGGACAACCAUGUCAUCGGAGAUAUGGGCAGCAUUAUAUUGGACCCAGACUUCGAUAUUUUCAAGGAGAUGGAGCAUCUUUGCAAAAUCUGUAAAGCAGUCAGUGCAAACAAACAACUUGUGAAGCCAGGAGGAGCACAAUGCUUACCCUCAGGCUACAAGCUGUCUUCUGUUCUGCCUCGGCUGCAUCCUGAGUGUCACUCCCUCCCCGAGCCCAACCUGCUCCCGGGGCAGCUCUCUCACGGAGCGGUGGGAAUGCACGGGGGAAAGGUUCGCUGGCUGUCCAUGGCCUUUGAGUCUACCACAUACAAAGGGAAAUCCUCCUUUCAGACCUAUUCUGACUUCCUUCAGUGGGAGAACUUCAUCCAGGAGCAACUGGCCAGCCUCCCGCAGUCCUCCGCUCUGCAGCGGGGCUUUCAGACCUGCGAGCACUGGAAGCAGAUUUUUAUGGAAAUCAUAGGUGUGGAGAGUGCCCUCUGGAGCCUGCUGCUGUCUCUGGCCAUCUGCGUGGCAGCUGUGUCUGUGUUUACUGCACAUCCUCUGCUGCUGCUGCCGGUGCUCAUAACCAUCCUGGGGGUGAUCUGCCUGGUCGUGGCACUCAUGUACUGGCUGGGAUGGGAGAUGGGAGCCGUGGAGGCCAUCUCUCUGUCCAUACUGGUCGGCUCGUCGGUGGAUUACUGUCUGCACUUGGUGGAGGGAUACCUGCUGGCCGGGGAGACCACGGCCUCCGCUGCUGGACAUAACAUGGAUCUCGCGGCGGAGAGGCAGCGCCGGACGCUGGAGGCGGUGAACCACGUGGGCGUCGCCAUAGUGUCCAGCGCCGUCACCACGGUGAUCUCCACAGUCCCCCUCUUCUUCUGUGUCAUUGUGCCUUUCGCCAAGUUCGGGCAGAUCGUGGCCAUCAACACGGCCGUGUCCAUCCUCUUCACGCUGACGGUGACGGUGGCCACGCUGGCCUGCAUGGCCCCCGUCCGCUUCGCCCGGCGCCCCGGCGCCGUGCUGAAGGCCAGCCUGGCCGUGGCGGCGGCCGCGGCCCUGGGAGCCGGCCUGUGCUGGGUGGGAGGACGGCUGGGGGCGUCGGCCUGGCAGUCGAUCAGCACAUAAGACUCUACCUACCGGCGCGCCGACGUCAGGCUGAAGAGUUCGUCUGUAUGCAAAACUUCGA